This is a messenger RNA of Microthlaspi erraticum, 1035 nucleotides long. The record is from the annotation of a GenBank genome assembly. NCBI's taxonomy places the organism in Eukaryota, Viridiplantae, Streptophyta, Magnoliopsida, Brassicales, Brassicaceae.
AUGACACCUUCAAACCGUGAAGGAAGACGCAGACAAGAAAGUGGUAGACAAGGAAAUAGAUUCCAAGGAGGAAGCAGGAGAUUGGUUGCCGCGCUAACGAAACCACCACCAGGUCGACCUUUAUACGAUUCUUCUGAUGAAGACAGGGAUGAGGAAGACCCUGUGGACAGUGUUGAGCCACUAACGGAACUGCAUCCGAAAGAGACCAUGAGUUUGAAGGACAAGACGCCGACCAAGUUUACGGAUAUGGUGCUCUCUAAACCAUAUCAAAAAGAUCCCGAGGCAUAUUUGGUUUAUGUCUCUGAUGAGCGAUUCGAUGAGCUUCAACAGUGGCCCUUCACUGUUGGUCCCGCUGAAUUCAAUACAGCUCUAUUACACUGUGUUGUUGGUCCUGAAGUGUGGCUGGAAAACCAUAGUUUAUUUCAUGAACUUCAAUUUCUCAUGUCAAAUCAAACUGCCUACCAUAAAUGGAGGAGUGACAAGAAGAAGUGGGAAGUCAGCGAGUACCUCAUGGCUUUUGGUAAAGGCAUUUUGCUUUCUCACGGAAAUACCAACAAAGUUUGGGGAGUCGACGCCGAUAGUAUCUACAUUCCAAUGUCUGUAAGCGGGAACCACUGGAUAUCACUGUGCAUCCACUUCUCGGACAGGAGCAUACACGUCUUCGACUGCAAUGGUCUGAAAAGGUUCAGAAAGGUUGAUGCUUUCGCCAACAUGGUACUGCGCAUCUUCAAGGAAGUGCAGCCGGCUGCUGCGAAGAAAAACCUAGUAAUUGCACCAUAUUCCGUGAGGUAUGUGCCUAUGCGACAGGGGAUUAAUGAAAGUAACUGUGAUUGUGGCAUUUAUGCGUUGAAGUUCAUUGAGUGCCAUGUGCUAGGACUUGACAUGUUAUUGUUGUAUGAUACUAACAUUAGAGAGACUAGGUACAAGAUAGCAUGUGAUCUAGUUGAUGCGGCGAAGGAUAAGGUUUUGUUAAACCGGAUGUCAAGGUAUAUACAACCGGAGUUUGCUCCAACUGAGACUGUAGACAUUAGCUGA